AUGGCACCUUCAAGAGUGAUUUCCCUUCUCUGUCUCCUUGGCAUGCUCAUGGUCUACACCAACGCCCAACCCCAAGUUUUCUGCAUGAAUAAUAAUGGCAAUUACAAAGAAAACAUGUACAGGACCAACCGCGAAAUCGUCUUGUCAACUUUAACAUCUUUCGGCAAACGAAUUAGUGAUGGCUUCUACAAAUUCGCUAAGGGCCACGACUGCGAGAAAGUUCAUGCAAUUGGGAUGUGUAGAGGAGAUGUUAAGACAGACGCAUGCCACAGAAAGAGCAACUCAACGCGAAUUGCUGUUGCAGUAGUAGUGCCAAUCGUAGCUAUACUGAUCAUCACUACGUACAUCCUCUUAAGACAAAGGAACAAAAGGAGACGUAUUGAUGAUACUAUUGAUGAUACUAUUACUGAUACUAAUAAUGACAAUGAAAUUGAACCUUCUGAUACAAUGCAAUUCAACUUUGAGACCAUAAGAAAUGCUACAAAUAACUUUUCCGACUCAAAUAUGCUAGGAGAAGGAGGAUUUGGACCUGUUUACAAGGGUAUACUUUCGAAUGGAGUAGAAGUUGCUGUCAAAAGAUUGUCAAUAAAUUCAGGACAAGGAGAUACAGAAUUCAAGAACGAGGUGCAGUUGGUGGCCAAGCUACAGCACAGAAAUUUAGUCAGGCUACUUGGUUUCAGUUUGCACAGAGAAGAGAAGUUACUGGUUUAUGAGUUUGUUCCCAAUAAAAGCCUUGACUACUUUAUUUUUGAUCCAAUUAAGCGUGCAAGUUUAGAUUGGGAAAGGCGGUAUAAAAUCAUAGGAGGCAUUGCCAAAGGCCUUCUUUACCUUCAUGAGGAUUCAAGACUGCGUAUUGUUCAUCGUGAUCUCAAAGCAGGUAACAUUCUCUUAGGUGCAGAGAUGAAUCCUAAGAUAGCAGAUUUUGGAAUGGCACGCUUGUUUGCUGUGGAUGAAUGUCAAGGAAACACAAGUAGAAUUGUUGGAACUUAUGGUUACAUGGCACCUGAGUAUGUAAUGGAAGGACUAUUCUCACUGAAGUCUGAUGUUUUUAGCUUUGGUAUACUGGUUCUGGAGAUUGUAAGUGGCCAGAAAAAUGGUGGCUACCAAAACAGAGAGUAUCUAAUAAGUCUGGCCUGGAAAAACUGGAAGGAGGGAACACCAAUGAAAAUCAUGGACCCUGCAUUGAAUGAAGGCUCUAGAAAUGAAAUAAUGAGAUGCAUCCACGUUGCUUUACUCUGUGUUCAGGGAAACUUAGCUGACAGACCAACCAUGGCUUCUAUUGUGAUGAUGCUCAGCAGUAACUAUAUCACCCUCCCAGUACCUGCAGAGCCAUCAUUCUUAGUUAGUACUAAAGGUUCUCAAGAUACGCUGUCAUGGGAAAGUGGUUCAUGGAGUGUAAAACCCAGAUAG
Molecule: messenger RNA, 1410 nt
Organism: Lotus japonicus
Lineage: Eukaryota; Viridiplantae; Streptophyta; Magnoliopsida; Fabales; Fabaceae
Product: cysteine-rich receptor-like protein kinase 44
Exons: 7
Coding region: 1-1410 (469 amino acids)
Biological process (GO): protein phosphorylation
Molecular function (GO): protein kinase activity; ATP binding
Source: RefSeq, a predicted model, not a curated record